GACCUAUGGCUCUCUCUUUUCAUUUUUACUUUAAUGUUUUGAUUUGCAAAUUUGUCAGAGGCUCAAAACCCCUCCACCACUCUAAGGAAUAAAGCAAAGGGAACUCCUCACAUAACAGAUGCAAUAUAAAAGAUUAUGGGAUGGUAUCCAUAUUUUCAGCAUAGCAAUAGAACAGCCAACUGAAUGCAAUGCACAUGAAUGCACAUUAUCAGUAUCAGCAGUAUAAAACCAGAAAAUCUUGGGAUACAAACAGACAAUGAGCAAUACGACAUACAUUGCAGCGCAUCUAGAUCUACCAUUUCUAACAGUCUAUAGGAUAAACACAACCUCUCAGAUGUAAAAAAAAUAAAUAAAUAAAAUGAGUUAGUGUGAUCACAUACCAACCUCAACAAAUAUUAGUAUUGUGAUAAAAAUUUUCUUUUCCCAUAUAUACAGUUUAAGGGGGAUUUUUUCAGUUUGCGUUAAAAAAUAAUAGUAGAAAAGAAUUUGUUACCAUCUACGAAUAUAUUUCUCGCAAGUUGAUGUAUUCAGAGAUCAAAGAAUGUUUUGGAUAUACCAAUGAAAGAUGUAUGCAUACCGCAAUUUUACAGCACAGUUCACACAGUCACAUAUACUGACAAACAUUACUUGAGAUGAAAUACUAACUGGCGAAGUCAAAACAGUGAAACACUUUGGUGUUUAUCUGUCACUACGGCUUGAGACAGACAGGGAGAGAAUAUUUUUUCUGCAUGGUUUCCUUCGCUGAGAGGCUGAGACCGUCUCCCUCGGGAUCCCAUCAGAUGGGGGACUGUGCGAGGAGACAUGUCUAUGUGCAUGCGUGAAGAGUGAGAGAGAGCUAGAGCGAGGGAAAGAGCAUGUGUGUGCACACAGAAAGGAAAGGGGCAGAGUGUGAGUGCGAGCGCAGAUGAUGCUGCUCGUGGAAGGAGAUGGUGCUGGUUUUGGCUUUCCUUCCUGUGCUACAAGAUUUUCCCCACUAAGGUUUGACCUCUGCGUCCUGUCAGUUUGGCACCUCAGCUUCCUGGGGAGACACAGAACGACAAAGGGAAGGGAGGAGGGUGGUACAGGCAGAGGAUAUCAUGUGCGCGCUAUAACUAAAGACAAGGAGCAGACAGAGUUGGAGAAGAGGGGAAAUAAGACACAAGGCAGAAGCUGCAGACACCGUCCCUUUAUUGGCCAGAACCAGCAACAAAGACAAAAGAGGUGAAGCCACUGAAGCCGAGACUCAGCCUCGUUAUUCUUCGGAUUCCAUGUGCCACUGGCAUCACAUCGAGGGCGAAUAGGAUGUCUGUGUCUGGAAAAAAGGAGUUUGACGUGAAGCAGAUCCUCAGGCUCCGCUGGCGCUGGUUCAGCCACAGCACUCAGACCUCAGCUGGGAAUGGAGGCUACAUCCAACAGGAAGGUUUCGACCACCGGGGAACACCGGUCCGGCUGAAGAGUCACUCCCGGGACAGAGGAGGACUCCGCAAGAACAACAGCCCCGUGCACAGCAUUCUGGCACCGAACCCUGGACCCACGCCUGUUUAUGUCAGGCCAGGCGAUCAAUCAUGGCACCAGCAAAACAUCAUCCAGCACCUCCAAGCCAGCGAGGAGCUUCCCAAGAGCAACUCACCUUGCAGUGCCAGGAAAGAGGAGGUGAAGAGCAGCCAUGAGGAUGUGAAGAGCAAUCCGGAGGAUCCCUGUGAGGAGGAAACCACAGACAGGUUGGCUUUGAGCAGUUUCUCUAGGAUGAGCUCCAACUGCUCAGAUGAGUUUUUCCAGGCCACAAACCAUGCGGAACAGACCUUUCGAAAGAUGGAGACCUAUCUUCAGCACAAGCAGCUGUGUGAUGUACUUUUGAUAGCUGGAGAUCACAAGAUCCCCGCACACAGACUUGUCCUGAGCGCGGUUUCAGACUACUUUGCUGCCAUGUUCACCAGUGAUGUGAGGGAGGCAAAACAAGAGGAAAUUAAAAUGGAGGGUGUUGAUCCUGGGGCGUUGCGAGCGCUGGUUCAUUUUGCAUAUACUGGAGUCCUGGAGCUAAAAGAGGAGACAAUUGAAAGUCUUUUAGCUGCUGCUUGUCUCCUCCAGCUCUCACAAGUUAUUCAGGUCUGCUGUAACUUUCUGAUGAAACAACUGCACCCAUCCAACUGUCUGGGGAUCCGUUCGUUUGCUGAUGCUCAGGGAUGCAUGGAUCUUUUGAACGUUGCUCACAACUACACUACGGAACACUUUCUAGAGGUCAUUCAGAAUCAGGAGUUCCUCUUGCUGCCCACAACGGAAAUUAUCAAGCUUUUGGCCAGUGAUGAAAUCAACGUUCCAGAUGAAGAAACGAUUUUCCAAGCACUGAUGAUGUGGGUUCGCCAUGAUGUGCAGCACCGACAACAGGAUCUGGGAGUGUUGCUGGCAUAUAUUCGACUUCCACUUUUACCACCACAGCUUCUUGCUGAUUGGAAAUGGUCUACAGCAAUAGAGAAAUACGACCUUCGCACAAACAGAUGGACCCAAGUUGGCAUGAAUAGGCGAAGACUUCAGUUCGGCGUGGCAGUGAUCGAUAACAAGCUCUACGUGGUUGGAGGAAGGGAUGGACUCAAGACCUCUAACAUGGUGGAGUGCUACAACCCAAUCACUAAAGUGUGGUCCACCAUGCCGCCAAUGUUGUUCGCUGUUGGCGGUCGUGAUGGAAGCUCGUGUCUGCGAUCGAUGGAAUGUUUUGAUCCUCACACCAAUAAAUGGAGUAUGUGUGCACCCAUGUCAAAGAGGAGGGGAGGAGUGGGCGUGGCCACAUAUAACAGUUUCUUGUAUGCAGUCGGAGGACAUGAUGCACCAGCUUCAAACCAUUGCUCACGUCUCUCUGACUGUGUGGAGAGGUAUGACCCCAAAACAGACACGUGGACCACAGUGUCCUCUCUGAGCGUCCCCCGGGAUGCAGUGGGGGUGUGUCUGCUGGGAGACAGGUUAUAUGCGGUCGGAGGAUAUGACGGUCAGACCUACUUAAACAGUGUCGAGUCCUAUGAUGCACAGAACAAUGAAUGGACUGAGGAGGUCCCUCUAAACAUCGGGAAGGCGGGGGCAUGUGUGGUGGUCGUGAAACUGCCUUGAAGGCUCAGAAUCUGAACUGUGACCUCAAGAAGAGGCCUGCGAUGUCAACACUUGGAAUGCUCUUUUCACGUAGUACACAAAGCUCAUCAAAGCCAUCGUCAACACUGGAUUCAUCUCAACAGAUUUAGACAGCCGUGUGCAGUUCAUUCUGUUUUCGCUCAGAUAUUCAGAACUAUUACAGACUGGAAUAAAAGGGAAAAAAAUAAUUCUUGUAAGAUUUUACUUAAUUAUAUGAGACAUUUUAUAUGAAAAGAAUACUUUUGAAAAUGUAUCCAAACAGAAUUUGAAUUACAAUUUAUCAUUUUAAUAUUUACAUCUUGUCAACCUCAUCACAUUUUUGACAUUAUUAUAUCUUUUAACUAUAUGAAAAUCAAAUGUAAUUUUAAAGACAGCAGCAUACAUGUUUACUUGUGCAAUUUUGUGGAAAGUGUAUUUUAAUCUUAGAUAAAUGAUUUUAAAAGACCACUGUGAAUACUUCCAGCUGUACGCUUGCAACAGAACACUCUGGUUUACCCAAAAUGUUUGUGGACACACACUCAUGCAGUUCUCAUCUGAAUACAUUUUUUUGGUCUGAGACUAGGUUCAGCACGAAAUUACUUCAAGAAACUGUCUCUGAAGUAGAAAAAAAGCAAAAAAAA
This is a messenger RNA of Sinocyclocheilus rhinocerous, 3716 nucleotides long. RefSeq names its product kelch-like protein 4. Lineage: Eukaryota; Metazoa; Chordata; Actinopteri; Cypriniformes; Cyprinidae. The record is from RefSeq and is a predicted model, not a curated record. Gene Ontology annotation, molecular function: protein binding. The coding region runs from base 1282 to 3078 and encodes 598 amino acids. The transcript has 11 exons.